AUGAGCUCUCACGGGCUGGGACGCACCAAUUCAUAUAGCGGCCAAAAGAAAGAUAAGCAAUGGUGGUUCAAGAAAGUGGACGGCUGCACCGGGGCAUUCACGCGACGAAUGAAAGAUCUCACCCAGGAGUGGCUUCAAAUGAACUCAACAAAUGGGCAGGCAAUCUACGUAGACCGAGAGCUAUUGCAUGGCUCGGAAACGAUCGAGCGACUUCUUGAAGAAAAAUGCCACAAUGAGUCUGGCUCUACAAAACCUUUGCUGUUCAAAUCUACUGACCAUCUAACGACAUUUGACGUCCCAUUCGCUACACCAGCACUUGUGACGUUUCUCGAGUUUUUGGUGGCUAAACGCGAAACAGAUCAUUUCACUCCAAAUGGAACGCUCCGGGCCGAGGAAUGCUCAGAAAUGUUUAAGAUUGCUUCAUACUUUGCCAUGUCUUGGUGUUUCAAAGAGAUAACUGAGCAAUUCGGGCAAUAUUUGCAGGGAGGUGAUAUGCAACAGAUUAGCCGUUGGCUUGGAAUCAAUCGGGAUGAGGCAUCGCAAGGUUUUUCCGAAAAAAUGUUAGAUCAAAUUUAUCGUGAGGGACUCUUUGAUGCUCAAGAUCAAGCGACUGAUGUCAAACUGGCCCGUUUCUAUCCAGGACACGCCUUUCCACCAAGGAACAAGGCCACACCUAAGGCGCCA
This is a messenger RNA of Mesorhabditis belari, 684 nucleotides long. Lineage: Eukaryota; Metazoa; Nematoda; Chromadorea; Rhabditida; Rhabditidae. The record is from the annotation of a GenBank genome assembly.